AGGGCCACCCCUACCAUGGACCAGAUCAACCACACCAAUGUGAAGGAGUUUGUUUUCCUGGAACUCACUAAAUUCCGGGAGCUUGAGUUCCUUUUAUUUGUGGUUUUCCUUCUUGUAUAUCUAACAACUGUGCUGGGAAAUGCUCUCAUCGUGGUCACCAUCACCUCUGAGCCCCGCCUCCACACUCCCAUGUAUUUUCUCCUGAGGAAUAAAUCAGUCCUGGAUAUUGUCUUUUCAUCGAUCACGGUCCCCAAGUUCCUGGUGGAUCUUUUAUCACAGAGGAAAACCAUCUCAUACAAUGGCUGCAUGACACAGAUCUUUUUCUUCCACUUUGCUGGUGGGGCAGAUAUUUUCUUCCUCUCUGUGAUGGCCUAUGACAGAUACCUUGCUAUCGCCAAGCCCCUGCAUUAUGUGACCAUCAUGAGGAGAGAGGUAUGGGUGGCCUUGGUGGUGGCUUCCUGGGUGGGUGGUGGUUUGCAUUCAAUUGUCCAGAUAAUUCUGAUGCUUCCUCUCCCCUUCUGUGGACCCAACAUCUUGGAUGCCUUCUACUGCGAUGUGCCCCAGGUUGUGAAGCUGGCCUGCACUGACACCUUGGUUUUGGAGCUUCUCAUGAUCUCUAACAAUGGACUGGUGACCCUGCUGUGGUUCUUCCUGCUCCUGGGUUCCUACACCAUCAUUCUGGUGAUGCUAAGAUCCCACUCUGGGGAGGGACGGAACAAGGCCCUCUCCACCUGCACCUCCCACAUCCUGGUGGUGACCCUGCACUUUGUGCCUUGUGUUUACAUUUACUGCCGGCCCUUCACUACCCUGCCCAUGGACACAGCCAUAUCCAUCAACAACACGGUCAUCACUCCCAUGCUGAACCCCAUGAUCUACACCCUGAGGAACCAAGAGAUGAAGUCAGCCAUGAGGAGACUGCAGAGAAGGCUUGUGCCUUCAGUGAACAGUAAACUGGGGUGAGCAGGUGCGUGGAGGCUGGAAAUCCAAGAGUGGUUUAGUUUCCUCCAACUGCGAUCCCAAGAGUAAGAGAGAGCUG
Molecule: messenger RNA, 1036 nt
Organism: Marmota flaviventris (yellow-bellied marmot)
Lineage: Eukaryota; Metazoa; Chordata; Mammalia; Rodentia; Sciuridae
Gene: Or4d6
Product: olfactory receptor family 4 subfamily D member 6
Biological process (GO): G protein-coupled receptor signaling pathway
Cellular component (GO): membrane
Molecular function (GO): G protein-coupled receptor activity; olfactory receptor activity
Source: RefSeq, a predicted model, not a curated record